Clonostachys byssicola is the source of this 463-nucleotide messenger RNA. Lineage: Eukaryota; Fungi; Ascomycota; Sordariomycetes; Hypocreales; Bionectriaceae. The record is from the annotation of a GenBank genome assembly.
AUGCCACGAGAAAGGGCGGCUGCGGAAAUUUACUCGCUCCAUGCACAGCCCCAUCCUCGUCGCGGGCGCGUAAUUCCUCAAUGCUCGACUGCCCAAGGCGCGAACGCAUCAUUCGUGCCUAACACGCCAUUGGCCGAGCCCUACCCCGGUCGCCGAUCUGAUUGGCAGGUCACGGCAGCUCACCACGAGCGCGGUGGUUUUCGCGCCCGCAUGUGGACUCACCCGACGGGCUUCUUCCCUCCAGAAGAGAAGACCGCGUUGUACAGACACCGCGCCGGCCAAUGGGAGCGUGUCGACCAACGACUGGCCAGGAUUGCUUCCGGGACCAGGGGACCACGGAGGAGCGAGAGCAUGGGGGAGGAUCCAAGGGAAGACAACCCGACAAUUGCGGGCAUUUUCCCAGCAGCAGAUCCAAACCUUGAGUCCGGAUUCCGACUAGACUGCGGUGUGCAGGUCUAUCUGA